Molecule: messenger RNA, 384 nt
Organism: Amaranthus tricolor (Joseph's coat)
Lineage: Eukaryota; Viridiplantae; Streptophyta; Magnoliopsida; Caryophyllales; Amaranthaceae
Exons: 1
Coding region: 1-384 (127 amino acids)
Source: RefSeq, a predicted model, not a curated record
AUGUAUAAAAAGCUGGCGGGGGAGAAGAGGCUUCUUCAACUUAAUGAGUUGGAUGAGUUUCGAUUGUCCGCCUAUGAUAGUGCUCGGAUUUACAAGGAGAAAACUAAGAAAUGGCAUGAUAAGAGGAUCCUCCCAAGAGAGUUUGCAGAGGGAGAUAAGGUGUUAUUGUUCAAUUCUAAACUCAAGCUCUUUCCCGGAAAGCUAAAGUCUAGAUGGUCUGGUCCUUUAUUGGUUACUAAUGUGAAUAAGUUCGGUUCCGUGGCAUUGAAAAAUGAGAAAGGUGAUGUUUUCAAGGUCAAUGGACAACGUUUAAAGCUUUACCAUGAAAGAAAUGUUGUUGGAAUGAUGGAAGUUAUCCACCUUCAUCCUUCUUCCUCCUAUUAA